This is a messenger RNA of Phycomyces blakesleeanus NRRL 1555(-), 633 nucleotides long. RefSeq lists its product as hypothetical. The transcript is spliced from 3 exons. Lineage: Eukaryota; Fungi; Mucoromycota; Mucoromycetes; Mucorales; Phycomycetaceae. The record is from RefSeq and is a predicted model, not a curated record. Bases 1 to 633 code for a protein of 210 amino acids.
AUGAACCAAGCUGCUGUCCCAUCAACCUCGGUCCCUGGUGAUUCCCAAGCAACCCUCCCAAACGGAUCAGAUGAUUCGUCUUCUGAUCCAGUAGUUGACGAUGACCAAGACGACCAAGGCCUCCAUGAGUAUAUUCCUCCAUUCUUAGUCCGGUCCAAGUCUAAACAAGAGCGAGAAGAAGCUAGACAAGAAAUGUCCGCCAAGAAAGACCAGAAAUCAGAAGGACUCUAUGCAAUGUUCCAUCGAGUCUAUGAAAAAUAUUCUACCUCUGUAUUACUAGAGAACACAGCCAGUGUAGCUAGAGAUCAUCUAGCCAAUGAGAGAACGUUUCUGGCCUGGCUGCGUACAUCACUAUCCAUGAUUACUGUGGGUGUUGCCAUCACACAGCUAUAUCACCUUCAACCAACCAAUGGUAGCGACUUUUCACCCAAUCCUGGACGUGCUUUGGGUGCUACAUUUGUAGUAUUUAGCAUCCUUUUUCUGUAUUUUGCCAACGCUCGUUACUUUCAUUCACAGAUCGCUAUGACUAAAGGCCACUUCCCAGCUAGUCGGGGAUCAGUCAUCUUUGGUUCGACUUGUGUACUUGGUGUUUUGAUUGCUAUGUUUGUAGUUAUCUUAACCCAACCUCACUAA